Daphnia pulicaria is the source of this 5046-nucleotide messenger RNA. RefSeq names its product mucin-12-like. The record is from RefSeq and is a predicted model, not a curated record. Bases 208 to 4572 code for a protein of 1454 amino acids. The transcript has 15 exons. Lineage: Eukaryota; Metazoa; Arthropoda; Branchiopoda; Diplostraca; Daphniidae.
GUUCAGUGGGGGGGAAUAUGGCUAGGCCACACCUGCAACAGCCUCAGCUGUUUUCUCUCCCUCUUCUGCUCUAUCGGCUCAGUCUCCGUUGCUCCGGCGAUUCAUUCAUACACGCUUAUCACCAUCUCCUUGGUCCCCGGCUAGCCUCUCUUCCAGUGCUUUUCUUUCAAGUUUUAUUUAUGGCCGUGAGAAUUCAUCAUUUCGGAAAUGAUCGUUCACGUUUACAAUCCCGAACGCAUACUUAACACCAAUUCCUCAUCGUACAAAAGCGUCAGUAAACAGCCCAGCAAUGUCAGUAAUAAUAAAGCGACGUUAAACGGUGUGAAGAGUCAAGAGCAAAACGUGAUCCGACCACCUCCAAGUCCCAAACUUCUGCGUCAAUCGGUUUUUAAAGGGUUCAACUCCAAAGUGCCUGAGAGUCGUGAACCCCCGCCGCCGCCGGAUUCUUCAUGUGUGCCUGCCAAAAAGUUGAAUAAGUUGCGUGAAGCCAUGGAUUCUGAUGCGGACGGCCUGCUGACACCUUGGGCCUCUCGCGGCCUUCCAGCGACACCCUCUCACACGCAGAUGGCGUGCACUUGUCACUGCAGCGGCAAUAGUGCAGAACCCGUUUCGCUUUCGCCACUGAGCCAGGUCAGUGGUAGUAGUGGUAGAGCCGAGCUUCAUCAGCACCAGCAGCAGCAACAACAACUACUACGGGAGUUGUCGACCACAUCCAGCCAUUAUUUUACGCCAGUUUCCAGCUUCAGCACUACCACUAACUCCCAAAACGACGACAGCAAGGAGCCCGACUCGCUCGAGUACAGACCAGUUAGGGAUUCACCUCCAAUCCGCAAGGCCAGUUUGGAUCGAAUCCUGUCGCCUCAAGUCAGCAGACGAUCGCCACCAUACACGUCGAGCCCUGCACAGACGGGCAAUUUGUCGCUGCCCCUCCGCGACAAAUCGCUUUCUCCAGUGGUCGCUCUGCCCCUGAGUACCAGCAUGAGCAACGCUAGCAUUCAAAGUGCUCAUUCUACCUAUUCGGAUGAUUCGCUGAUCGGGAACCAGCACCAGAGGUUCAGCAAUCAUCAGAAUUGUCAGCAGUGCAUCGCCGGAGAGUUCGCCGGUGCGACACCUACCGCCCAGCGCUGGAACAACAUCAACUACGACAGCCACAAUUCCGGUCAUUGGAUUCCGGAAACCGGAUCGUGCAUGGCGGUAGAGAAACGCCCAAUCGCCGUUCAAUCCUCUCCAGUAGUUCAGCAGUCGUCGUCUGCUCUGCUGGAUUUCAGUAAAGACUCGCUCAACUCGCCCGGCGUGACUCCACAACAAUCGGCCCCACCACGACAGGUACAACUGCAUCAACAACAACAGCACGCGGCCGUGGCCCAAGAAGUGGUUGAAGAGGAAGAAGAAAGCAGCAGCAGCUGCACGGAGACUGUCAAGUUGGAACCGUUGGCGUUCACCAUCGAUUUUGGCGACGUUACGCCCGGCAAGAAGAAAGAAGCGCCCCCGAAACGAUUCGCCGAACGUCUGGCCGCAGCGUCCAGUGGCGGAGGGCUCGGCAAACGCGCAUCGCCGUCCGGCAAAGCGGAAGUUAAGAAGAGUGAAAGUGGCACCGCAACAGAGCCGUCCGAGACCAAGAUGCUCAAGUCCUUGAGCAACCGGCUGGGUGGUCAGCUCAGUCCUUUGUCGAAAUUUAAUACCAGCCCUGAGAUCGAGACCGUCGAGACUCCGAGACGCUCCGCGGCGGUUACCAAGAGUGGUAAAAUUACGAAUCCCAAUCGUAACUCAUCGGUCGGUAGGACUAGCGAAGUCUCGGCCGCCAAAUCCAACGGAUUGAGAAAGAAACCGCCGCAAGAGCCGCUGGCUCGACGCUCUCCGUCACCCACUCCGCCACCGUCGCCCGUCAAAAGCAUCAACCGGCCCGCAUACAACAACGGGUCGACCAGAGCGACUUCACAUCCUACGGGCCGCGAGUUGAAGCCACAACAGUCGAUCGAGUCGGAUGAGGGCGGAUAUGAGUAUCAUCAUCAGGAAGUGAUGAUGGGUGGCACUGGGCGUACUGGGAGUGGCCGCCAUCCGGAAGUCGCCAAUGACAGUGAAACGGCCGCGGAGACGGUGGAGGAAGAGGAGGAUCGCUGUGAUGAUGCGGCCAGUGAGACGGGCACGUACACGAUCGGAAAGGACAGUCCGUCGCCAGACGAGGAUCAAUCGAGACGCGACAUUGAUCGCGUUUUCGGUCUCUUGCCCCCUGGGGCUCUAUCCUCUCAGUCGGAUUCUUUGGCGACCAUCACGGCAGCCGGCCAAAUCGAUUCCAUUGAAAACAACAACCGAUCGACUCCGCAGUGGAUCCGCGAGUGGGCAGCACAAGUUGCACAACAGCAAGAGGCUCCUUUAGCUCACCUCAACAUCCCGGCCGCUCCGGCCAACUUGGCCAAACCUCCGUCGCAUCCCCGUCCACCUCCGCCUGAGCUUCCGACGGCACAACGUCCCCGGCGUCGUCUGCCGAGUGUUCCGCCCGGUGCUAGCAACGGUAGCUCUCGCUCCCGCUCCUCUCCCCGUCCCAGUGACAUGUCCGAUCCAAGUGACAGCAGUUUGGAAACCGAGUCUUUCUUACGUGAUACGGAAUCAGUCGUUUCCGCUAUGCAGGCUCGAGUCGACGGCCGGAGUAGUACAGAAUCCGAUGCUGAAACUCGAAGUAGCAGCAGCUAUCGCCAGUCCGUCCAUUCUUCCGCCGCCCCUGCUGAACUAGAAAACAGUCGCAAACUGAGCGCACAAUUGCGAGCCAAGAUCCGCAGCCUGGACGAGCAAUACCCAGUAACGUCUACACCUGCGGCGCCUUUAGCCCCUACCCGCAAAACUACUUACGUCAUGACUGCCAAUAAUAGCACCACUAACGCCAUGAACACUUCCACUACCACCACAACCGCCACCAAUAUAAUCCACAACGAACUGCAUGGCGAUGACGCCAAGAGCCUUCAUUCAGAUAGCAGCCUCAGUGAUUUCACUUCGGGAGAGACUAGCUCUCGUUCAAGACACGCUCACGAGGAUCACAAGACACCGAACAAUGCGCCAGCCGUACGGUACAACCGAGCCCUCAGUUUACGCAGAGGUAGACUCGGUCUGGACGUCGAGCAAGGCUCAUCUGCCUCGGUGUCUGCGGUUGGAUCCUCCUCGGCUCCCAACAAGGAACAUCGCCGACUUAAUGAUUCACCUUCGCGUGGUUCUAGCCCUCAAGUUCCGGCUGCUGCAACUGCCCCACUGGCCAGGAAGUUGUCGUCGAUUUCGACCAACAGUCAAAUGUCGGCGACGUCUACCCACAGUGCCAGAGCUACUCCGCCAAAUUCCAAUUCGUUUUCCCGCAACGACGGUGGCCGAUUCAGCCUGCGUCUUGGAAGCAAAACGGAAAAGAUGGCGACACCUGGGCCAUCGAGUUACAAGCCAGUCAAAGUCAGUAAGAGUCAGAGCGGCCACAUGCCCUCUCCAUCGCAGCAAGUGAUUGCAUCUCCUCCGCAACCGCCUCAUGUUACCGGUGCUCGCAAGAGCCGAAGCAACUCGACCUUAUCAUCCAAAGAAGCCGAAUUCCAGAACUGGAAACGCCGAAAGAACUACGAUCCCAUGAAAGCUGCAGCUGAAGGCAAGAAGAAGGAAGCUGCUAGACGGGCCCAGACUACGACGCUGACCAUGAGCCAGAGCAUGAUUGGUACCGUGACAAGCAUGGCUAGCAGCCCGUCGUCACAAAGUCCCAGCCCACCGCCCCGAACAAUCAUCCGUUCCGCUUCCUUCACUUGCGUGAACAAUUCAAAAGCUCGUUCCGCAGGAAUGGAUACCGCUGGGCAGCAAUCGAAGUAUAACAAUAACAGUAGGAGGACGUCGCAUCACAAGCCCUCGUCGAUGCACAACUCCGCCCUACUUUACAGCUCGGACGACGAGAACGAAAUGCUUUACAGUCCACCAAAGAAGGCAAGCCCCAAACCCAGUCCGAUGACCACCCGCAAGUAUAUGGGUCUCAACCUGAUGCAAACAAGUUCGCACAAUUCUCCACCCAGUUUGCCUGCCGAUUUCAGCGACUUGGCCAGCGUCAUGAGCAAUGACGUAGACUUAACCUCCAGUCCCGGAUCCCCCCGAAGAAAGUUGUACAUGGAAGACGGACUAUUGAUGCGCACUUCGGCCUCCAAUUCGUCUUUACGAGCACGCACAAAACUAGAAGCACUGGACAACUUGGUCAUUUCUACAAUCUACGGGAUGUCAGCAAAAAUACGCUCAAACGCCGAGAGCCUAAUGAGGAAAUUAAGGCCACAAUAUGUGGACGAUUUGGAACGAUUGGGCCUGAUUGACGAUGCCCUUAACCGCCUGUCUGACUGCGCCUCGGAAUCGCCCAUUCACUCGAUGACAGCAGGGAGGUCAAGCUCUAGGGAGUUGUCUGGCACGCUCAAGGUUAUGAAACGCGUCGAACAGGUCUUUCAAGCGCUGGACCAGGUCUUGUUUGAAGACGUUUUAGAUGGCGGCGGAGAAGAAGGCGCUAUUCUAAACGAUGGUACAACCACUGAGGGAGACGACUGGAAUGGCUACACUAGUGGGGAUUUUUAUUGAAUAUCUGUUUAUACGCUUUCACGAUUUCAAGUCUAUUUCUACUGACGUUUAAUUGCUUGAAGCUGACGUAUACAUUAUUUCGAUUAUGACAGGAUUUACUUUACCCUGUUUAACCCCCGCCUCCCACUUUUUGUUUCUCUGGCGUAGGACAAUUUAUUACUGCUCACUUAAAUGUUUUGUUCUAUUUCUACUUCUCCUUUUGAGUGUCUUUUUCGGAAAGAAUUGCCUGCGCAAAUAAGUCUGUUAUAUUCGUUAUACAAUGAAAUUGGGUGAUAGGCCAUAAAAAUGUUGACACGAUGGAUUGUUGGCUUCUUCUUCCUUAAAAUUCAACUGUACAGUUUUUUUCUUAUUAUUAUUUACUUUUUAUACAUUGGCAAGAAAGUACUUCUUUCCUAUCCGUAUCUGAUAAAAACAAGAAUGAGUUAUCGACUAAUGUCUAGAUUGGAAUAUUAAUUAUACAAAUUACUGCCGCUU